Molecule: messenger RNA, 3417 nt
Organism: Orbilia oligospora ATCC 24927
Lineage: Eukaryota; Fungi; Ascomycota; Orbiliomycetes; Orbiliales; Orbiliaceae
Exons: 9
Coding region: 1-3417 (1138 amino acids)
Biological process (GO): response to oxidative stress
Molecular function (GO): iron ion binding; oxidoreductase activity, acting on paired donors, with incorporation or reduction of molecular oxygen; monooxygenase activity
Source: RefSeq, a predicted model, not a curated record
AUGUCCCCAUCAUCUCCAAUAGAUCAAACAAAAACAAAACGACGGUCUUCUAGCUUUCUAAGAUUUAGUGAGAAGAAAGGGAAAGGCACGAACGGAGUCAAUGGGUCCAAUGGAUCACAUGGAGACAGCGAAGAAGAUGAAGCUAAACCAAGCAUGCUGGAGCGGGCCGCAUCCUCAAUGCUACCUGACCACAUGGCUAAGCGACCAGAGAUUGAAUCAAUGCUUUCCGAUUUUGCGAACGUGAUAAAAGCCAGUUUGAGACCCCUACCGCCUGCGGACGGACGACAUGAAAAAGAAACGGAACCUUCAAGCGGAUUUUUUAAGGAUUUGAAAACUUUCGGAAUUGGAGAUAUACGAACUCUUCGAGAAGUCAUCCAGCAGAAAGUGACAGGAGAGUUGAUAGAUGAUAAGACGUACAUUACCGAAAGAAUCAUCCAGUUAGUCGCUGAUCUUCCAAACGGUUCUCGAAAUAGGGUUGCUGUCACGAAUGAUUUCGUGGAUCGACUAUGGAAUAUACACCACCAUCCUCCAGAAGCUUAUGUAGGAAACAGGUAUAGCCAUCGUCAAGCAGAUGGGUCCUACAACAACAUCCAAUUUCCCCAUAUCGGCCAAGCGGGACAGCCUUUUGCUCGUAGUGUUCGGCCGAUGAUUCAACCUCGAGGCGCAUACCCAGAUGCGGGGCUUGUUUUCGACGCAGUUAUGGCCCGGUCGGACUAUAGGCGAAACCCAAAUAAUGUAUCAAGCCUACUCUUUUAUUUUGGAAAUAUAAUUAGUCUUGACCUCUAUAGACUGGACCCGACUGACGACGAAAUAUCCGCAAACUCAUCAUAUUUAGAUCUCUCCCCUCUAUACGGCUCGAGCCUUGAUGAUGUGAACACAAUGAGAACUUUCAAAGAUGGCAAAUUGAAACAAGAUUGCUUCUCCGACAAGCGUAUUUUCUCCUACCCUCCAGGCGUCGGGGCCAUUUUGGUUAUGUUCAACCGCUGGCAUAAUUAUAUUGCACAAACCCUCAGCAAUAUAAACGAGCACAACCGCUUUUCGGUCCCCGGACUCAAAGAAAAUGACAAUGCUGCUCUGAAAGCUAGAGAUGAAGAUCUAUUUCAAACCGCCAGACUGAUUACAUGCGGCUUAUACAUUAACAUAAUCCUAGCAGAUUAUUUGCGCACCGUUCUGAAUCUCAACCGGACAAUCUCAACUUGGAACCUAGACCCUCGUGUGAAUAGUGAGAAGCUGUUUAGCGACAACGGAACGCCCCGAGGGGUUGGAAACCAGCUCUCUGUUGAAUUCGCAUUUGUUCAUCGAUGGCACAGUGCCAUAUCUAAAAGGGACGAAGAGUGGUACGAAGAACUAUAUUCGAAAAUGUUCCCCGAACAGGAUAUAUCCCAGCUUGAUGCAGAUAAACUGGCAUGCAGAUUAGGUGCGCUAGAGGCAACAAUCCCCGAUGAUCCAGCGGAAAGAAGCUUCUAUGGCCUUGAAAAAGGGACCGACGGGUUCCUCCCAGACGACGAACUUGUACAAAUUCUAGCAGACAGUAUCGAAGACCACGCUGGUAGCUUUGGGGCAAACAAUGUUCCCGUGAUUAUGAAAACAAUCGAAUGUAUGGGAAUUGAGCAGGCGCGGAAGUGGAAAUGCGCUUCUUUGAAUGAAUUUAGAAAUUUCUUUGGUCUCAAGUCUUAUAGGAGCUUCGAAGAAAUCAACGCGGAUCCGAAAGUUUCGGAAAGGCUACGAAGACUCUAUGACCACCCAGAUUUCGUCGAACUAUAUCCUGGCCUUGUCGCUGAAGAUGCGAAAGCCCCCAUGGUUCCAGGUGUUGGUAUCUCACAGCCGUUCACCCUUUCGCGUGCCAUCCUCUCAGACUUCGUUUCAUUGGUACGGGGUGACCGUUUCUACACCAUUGAGUAUACGCCAGCCAAUUUAACCAAUUGGGGGUUCUCAGAAAUUGCCUCUGACCCAGCUAUUAAUCAAGGAUGCAUCUUCCACAAGCUCUUUUUGAAGGCAUUUCCCCACCAUUUCACUUAUAACUCCAGUUAUGCAUUCUAUCCAUUAACUACUCCAAAAGAGACUCAUAAGAUCAUGACAGAUCUUGGGAGAGUAGCAGAUUUCGAUUACGCUAGGCCCGGCCGGAGGCCAACACGUGUUAUGAUCUCAAGCUACGCUGCACUAAAGACUAUUCUUAGCAAACCCGAGUUCAAAGUGACAUGGGGACAGAACUUCGACUAUAUGAUGUCUGGACAUACAUGGAUGUUGAGCGGCGACACAGAUACGAACGCUGACCAGCGUGUCGAUAUGCAACAUGCCAUCUACGGACCUAGCACUUGGUAUCGACAAGUUUUCGACUUUUACGAACAAAAGACGAUAGAAAUGUUAAAAAAACACUCGUAUAGUAUUGCCAAUAACCAAAUGGUCGACGCAGUCAGGGAUGUGAUUAACAUAGCCCAUACACAUUUCGCUGCCAAUUUGUUCUGCCUACCGCUCAAAACCGAGGAUAACCCGCGAGGCGUAUACACGGAACAAGAACUUUAUACCAUCCUAUCUGUGAUGUUUACUUUUGUCUUCUUCGAUAUAGAGCCAACAAAAUCGUUCGCUCUCCAUAAGGCCGGGAGGUUAGUCGCGGGCCAGCUAGCACACUUAAUCGAGGCUAAUGUUAUCGCAAUUAACAAAACCGCAUUUAUGAAGAACAUCAUCGAUAAUAUCUUCGACAAAAAUUCCUCCCUGAAGGAUUAUGGCAUCCAUAUGAUUCGACGGCUGUUGGAGAGUGGAAAAACCGCUGAAGAGAUAACUUGGCAGAUGGUACCGACCGCAUCCGCUAGUGUUUCUUGUCAAUCCCAAGUCUUUUCUCAAAUCCUCGACUUUUAUCUUCAACCUGAAAAUGCCGAGUACCUCGCCGACAUCCAAAAGUUAGCUCGAAAUGGAUCUCCUGACUCCCUUGAAAAGCUUCGUCACUAUGUCCUCGAAGCAAACCGACUUUCGGGGACAUUCGGACUUUACCGCAAAGCAGACCGUGCAUUUGAUCUUACCGACGGUGACACCACCCAUAAUCUCAAACGUGGUGAUGUCGUGUUUGUAAACUUCAUAACCGCUUCCCGAGAUCCUCUAGUAUUCCCAGAUCCCUUGAAAAUCAAACUUGAUCGCCCAGAGGAGCAUUACAUUCAAUAUGGAUAUGGCCAACAUCGGUGUUUGGGCAAAGAUGUGAAUUUGAUGGCAUUGACUGCAAUGCUGAAAGUGUUUGGGAGACUAGAAAACCUAAGGCGUGCACCGGGGAUUCAGGGAACCUUGAAGUAUAUUUCACGCCCUGGUGGGUCGAAAGUAUAUUUGAAGGAGGAUUGGAGCAGUCUUUGGCCCUUCCCGACCAGUAAGUUUAAAACCCACCGCUCCAUUCCUAUAGUUCUACUGGACUACGUCAUUAAUCUUCUUUAA